CAUGCGCUGAACAAGCGACCAUCGGACAAGACACAGAGAAAUGGAGAGGCAGUGGUGAUGCAGCAGCAAGCUCCCAGCAGCGCCCUCCUAAAAUUGGACGAAGGACACGAAGUUCGAAGAAGCAGUCCCCGACGUUAUCUCUCUCUUCUCAUGCCGGCCCCGGCCGGCACGUACCUCCAGUUCCACAUCCACCACUGCGUGCAACAAUCUUGAAUUUAAUCGGCAACGUUCCCCAUCACCACCAAUUCACCACAAGGUCGCGGUGCCUGCUCGACGAGCGUGAGGAGACUGACCAUAAGGUGUUCGACGAAAUGCUGGACUAGGAUUGUUAUGUGCUCGCACUUGUUCGGGGGUCAAGCUUGUUGCAAUCUUCGAACAAGGCCAGUUCACAUGAUCAGCUCACCCCAAGGUGUUGUAGAAGGUGACGUCAAACUGUCAGUCGGAUAGACUCUGGGUAUGCAGGGAUCCUGACCUGCACCGCAAAGGUUUAGUUACUUCUGCAAGCUUCUGUAAUUUCUUCUUCCCUGGAUUUAUUUCAUGGUUUAUUUAGUCACCCACUUCUAUCCAUAAUAGGGCAGGAAGAAAAUAGACAGAAGAAACAUGCAUACAUGCUAACUUUAGUUCUCUACAAAUCCUCCCCACCUGUAGUUUUUAAUCUACAUCACUGUACCUUUUAGGUGCCAUUUUCUAUUGUCUUUUUUUGUUUGAAUUUUCUCUACCUUACUUUUUGUUCAAUUAGCGCGAAAGAGAUCUUCACAAAAAUAUACCAUUAAGGCACAAUCUCGUUUUAACAAAUUCAUUUUGCAUAGUUAUUCCCACCUUCCUCUCCUCCAUUUCAGGAUUAGAAUGGAGUGAGGGGAAGGUGGGGGAGAUUGUUCCGUUUCUGGUGCCAUUGCAUUUUCUUGAAAGGGGCGUCAAGCGGGAAGUUAAGGUAUCCAUCAUAAUUCUUCACAUAUUUCCUCGAAAUGUUGAAAUAUAUGACUAGUUGACAGCUAAACUAUAUAUGGUUCUGUCCUUUGCUGUGAAGAGCCUAAAUUGAUUAGUUGUGUAGGACAAGAUUGUAGUUUUCAUGGAUUGCUGGCAUCCCUUUCUCAUGUUGUUGACUUCUUAACUUGUGAUUUUGCUUUAUAAGUUUAUUAUUUGAUUUCCCUUCAAAAAUUAAUUUCGAUUGUUUUAGCCUUAAUGUUUUGCUCUUAAAAUCAAAUCAAUUUUAACCAGAAGAAUGACCAGUUCAUGAUAUAGCCUCAGAAGAUGGAAUUUUGAUCAUAUUAUUUUAUUGUUGUAUUAGAACAUUGCAGUUUUGAUGGAUUGUCUAUAUCCUUGCUUUUUUUUCUUGACUUCUUAACUUGUGACUUUGGUUUGCGGAUCUAUUUGAAUUUGUAUUUGUUUUAAAUUGUCCUUGAUAUAGUAAAACUGUUUUGCUCUUGAUGCUAGCUUCAAAAUGUGGAAUUUCGAUCACAUUUGGCUGCUUACAGUAUAAUUCCUUUUUGAAUUUGGAAUAACUUCCUUGGAUAGAGUUAGAAAUUGCAAUCAUGACUAUGGUGAAGUUUCUCUUUUUUAUUCUCGACAUAAGAUUCUAAUUGAGUUUCUACUAGUUUUGCUUUCUUAAUCUAGUACAAUGAACUUUGCACUCAAGUUGAAGGAAAUAUUUGGACAUAUCUUUUCUUCAUAUUACAGUCUGGAAUUUGGACUUCUCAUGCCGUCAAAUUAAAAUAUCUUCAAGGCUGCUGUAACAUUGAGAAGUUCAGGCAUUGCUUGUCUUUUUGCUGAAUGAAGAUACAUAUUCAAUUCCUUCGAUCAAGUGGAAAGGCACUAAAUGUGUUUAUAGGCCGCUUUUGUUCUAAAUGCACUAAACAAGAAGAUAGUGCCACCUCGAAAAGCCAGACCACUGAUGGCACGUGUAUACAUGGGUUAAUCGCACCGUCCAGCAAGGAUGAAUUGUCGGCUGUACCUGAAGUUGCUGGUGAUGGCAGAAAUACAGAAGUGCCCAAUGUCCAGUUAAAAGAGAAGCCAGUUCUUGGUUUUGACCCUCCUAGGAAGCCGAGGGCAAGACAUAGACUCAAAAUCUGGAUCAGCACUCGGCACAAUGGCAUAAUUGGACGAUACGGUAAUAAACUGGAUUUAGGUUUCUUCAAGGGGGCGAAGCGGUUAUCAGCUGAACAUUUGAAUACUGGAUGGCCAGAUUGGCUUGUGACUGUGGCACCUGAGGCAGUGCAAGGCUGGGCCCCACUGCGAGCUGAUUCGUUUGAGAGAUUAAGUAAGAUUGGACAAGGGACUUAUAGUAGUGUUUACAAAGCUCGGGAUCUUAGAACAGCCAAAAUUGUUGCGCUCAAAAAGGUUCGGUUUGCCAAUACAGAUCCUGAAAGUGUGCGCUUUAUGGCUAGAGAAAUAUGUGUUCUUCGGAAACUCAAUCAUCCCAAUGUUAUAAAGUUGGAAGGGAUAAUAACAUCUCCUGUUUCACAAAACCUAUAUCUCGUCUUUGAAUACAUGGAACAUGACCUUGUUGGCCUUGCUGCAACUCCAGAACUCAAGUUCACCAAGUCACAGGUCAAGUGCUUGAUGCAACAGAUAUUUAGUGGCCUUGAUCAUUGCCACAGCAAAGGAAUUCUUCAUCGUGACAUGAAGGGCUCCAAUCUCUUGAUUGAUAGCAAUGGUGUUUUGAAGAUUGCUGACUUUGGCUUAGCUACAUUUUAUGAUCCUGAGAGUCGGCAACCACUGACAAGCCGUGUUGCAACAUUGUGGUACAGACCACCAGAACUUCUGCUUGGUGCCACCAGGUACAGUGCUGCUGUGGAUAUGUGGAGUACAGGGUGCAUUUUUGGGGAAUUGCUGGCUGCCAAGCCAAUCAUGCCAGGCAGAACUGAGGUGGAGCAAAUUCACAAGAUUUUCAAGCUCUGUGGAUCACCUUCUGACGAGUACUGGCAGAAAUUGGAAGUGCCCCCAACAGGGAUGUUCAAGCCCCUGUGCCAGUAUAACCGGUGCAUUGCUGAGAAUUUCAAAGAUUUACCUCCAUCAGCUCUAGUUCUUCUAGAUAACUUGCUUGCAUUAGAACCAGAAGCUCGUGGAACAGCUGCCUCAAGUCUUCAGAGUGACUUUUUUAGAACAGAGCCACUUGCUUGCAGCCCUUCGGACUUACCAAAGUGUCCACCGAGCAAAGAAUAUGAUGCUAGACUCCGACAAGAGGAAGCAAGAAGACAAAGAAGGCCAGAAUCUGUUCGAUCAGGAAUUGAGAAUCCUAGAGAAAACCGUGCUGCAUAUGGUUCUAUUAAACCGCAGAGGCUUCAGCAUACCAAAACAAGGUUCAAUAGUGCACAUCUCAAUCCAAAGGAUGAUCAACUGACGUUGGCUACUGAGGUACAACCUCUAGGGUUUGAUUCCACAUGGAACAAUGGAGGUAACAAUUAUAUGGACCAUCACGAAGUACCUGAACGCAAAUACAGAUCUGGCCGAUUGGCAAAUUCCAACAUUUCAAGGACAAAGAGCUCAGACAUGUUUAAACCUGAAUCGACUGGCGUAGGGAACAUUGUGCCUGCUUCUCACAACAAAGAGAUGGGAGUAAAAGGCCCAAUGGUGGACUACAAGGGUAAGAGCAAAAUAGUCAAUUUGUCUGGUCCACUGGCUACUCAAGAUGGGAACAUAGAGGAUAUGCUCAGAGAACAUGAGCGGAAUGUUCAGGAAGCGGUGCGCAAAGCGCGCUGCAUCAAGAGUUGAGAUCUGUGAAACAGAUGAGUGGGAUCGAACUGUCAAAGAUUCCAGCAUUUCAAAGUUCAAAGUCCUGGGAUGGCAGUAUGCAUUUUUCUACAAAGCAUCUCUAGAAGAGCAACUUCUCUCCAAAUGGCCAUAAUUAAUUGAAAAAGAGCUACUGCCAUUUUUGUACAGCUGAAGAUCAUUACAAGAGUUGGGCGAUACCGGUACCAUUAUUUUUAAGUGAGGCAGAUGCCUUGUGAGCUUAAUGAGCAUAUGCUGCCAUCUGUAUUGAAUGUGUACUAAGGGGGCAUGGUGAAGCUUAGGGGCUGGGGAGGUCUAAGAAAUACAAGCCAAGGUUUGUAGCGGAUUUUUGACGGUUUAUGGCCCUCAUAUUUUGUCUUCGUGAUGAUAUUUGAAGUACAAGAAGAUUUACAAGGAAGGAUGUACAGUACAAAUACCACAGAUUGCUGUAGCAAAUUAUCUGAACAUAAAGAACAUAGUUCUGAACAAACAUUGAGGAGAGAAAAUGGCAAUUUCUCAUGAUAAAGCAAUGUAGUCCAGUAUCCCACCAUGAUAACCCAUGGUGGAUGCAUUAUGCAAGCAUGACAACUGAACAAACUCCAAAUCCUUGGGCCUGCCUCAGUCACAUAAUUUUCUGUAAUAUUAACAUGAAAAUGCAGAAGCUGA
Molecule: messenger RNA, 4374 nt
Organism: Triticum urartu
Lineage: Eukaryota; Viridiplantae; Streptophyta; Magnoliopsida; Poales; Poaceae
Source: RefSeq, a predicted model, not a curated record